AUCGAUUAAAUGCAAUGUCUCAAAAAAUGGAUAAUCUCCAAUAAGAAUUUGGAAUUCUCCCUAGAGUGUUUUCCCAUCAAGUACAUGUCAGAAUUUCAUUUUUACAUAGCUGAUCGAAACAUAUUACCUAGAAAUAAUUUAGAAAGAAUUUGAAAGACCCUUUAACACAAUGCCAGACGAGACCACUUUCAUUCCGGAGGAGGAUUUCCCGGAGGUGUACAAGAUUUGCAAGUUAUUCAAACCGACCGACGACGAUCUGGAAAAGAUCAGGAAUCUGAUGGACCGUGAGAUUACGAUGGGUUUGAGUCGCGAUCACCACGAUCGCUCCACGGUUCCCUGUCAUCUGAGUUACGUGCAGGAUUUGCCAAGUGGCAGGGAGCGUGGUCAGUUCCUGGCCCUCGAAAUGAUGCCCACCAACUGCCGGAUAAUGCUGGUGAAGUUCAGCAGCGAAAACGAUAUAUACACCAGUUCCAAGUGCGUGAUAAUGCCACAUACAGUGGCAGCGGGACGGGGAACCGAGGUCUUCAGCUUCCUGGCCACCAGUAUUGCCAACUUCGUGAAGGAAAAGAAAGUGGAGAAGGACAACUUACCCCUGGGCAUCGCCUUCGCCUUCACCCUCAACAAACUGGCUUUGGAUGUGGGCAUCCUGGUUUCGUGGACCAAGGAGUUCGGAGCCCAAGGCGCCAUUGGCAAGGAUGUGGUUCAUCUUCUCCGCGAUGCUCUGGCCAAGUUCCCCGAGAUAUCCGUCGAAGUAAUGGGCAUCAUAAAUGUGGGAGCAGGAUCCCUUUUGGCACUUUGCUGGGCUCAACCGGAUACCCGAAUGGGUUUGAUAAUGGGCAGUAUUGCCAACUCCUGCUACGUGGAAAGGAUCGAGAAGUGUGAACUCUACGAGGGUGAGGAGGACAGGAAGGUGAUGGUGAUCAACUCGGAUUGGGCCCACUUCGGGGAUAAUGGACAGCUGGACUUUAUUCGCAACGAAUUCGAUCGCCAGUUGGACAACGAGUCCAUUACUCCUGGUCAGCGGCUCUACGAGAAGUUCAGCGGAGCUCUCUGCAUGGGGGAACUGAUCCGCAUCAUUGUGCUUCGUCUGAUGAAAAUGGGCGCCAUCUUUGCGGAGGACAGGCGGGACUACAUAAGCAUCCAGUGGAAGUUGGACAUGGUUUCGGUGAUCGAAAUAGCCUCUGAUCCUCCAGGGGAGUUCACGAAGGCCCAGGAGGUGAUGGACAAGUUCAGGAUCCGCCACUGCAAAGAUCGGGAUCUGGCUGCCUUGAAGUACAUCUGCGAAACGGUCACCAGUCGAGCGGCUAUGGUAGUGGCAAGUGGCGUGUCCUGCCUGAUCAACCGCAUGAAUCUGCCACAGAUCUCGAUCGCCGUGGAUGGCGGCAUCUAUCGCCUGCAUCCCACCUUCGCCACUGUUCUGAACAAGUACACACGCCAGCUAACCGAUCCCAGGCUGAAAUUCGAGUUCGUUAUCACCCAGGACAGCUGUGGAGUCGGGGCAGCCAUCAUGGCGGGAAUGGCCCAUGCCAACAAGUACAAGACGGACACCAAGAUGUUCCUAAUGGAUUACUAAGCCAAAUACAUCUGUAUAUGCAUUCGAAACUAAGUUUUUCAAUAAAUAUUAUAUAUUAUUUAGUA
Messenger RNA from Drosophila ficusphila, 1638 nucleotides. It is a transcript of the gene Hex-t1, whose product is annotated as hexokinase type 1. Lineage: Eukaryota; Metazoa; Arthropoda; Insecta; Diptera; Drosophilidae. The coding region runs from base 170 to 1573 and encodes 467 amino acids. Gene Ontology annotation, biological process: glycolytic process; intracellular glucose homeostasis; glucose 6-phosphate metabolic process. The record is from RefSeq and is a predicted model, not a curated record. Gene Ontology annotation, molecular function: ATP binding; D-glucose binding; mannokinase activity. The transcript has a single exon. Gene Ontology annotation, cellular component: cytosol; mitochondrion.